This is a messenger RNA of Aspergillus nomiae NRRL 13137, 887 nucleotides long. Its product is annotated as SDR family oxidoreductase. The transcript has 4 exons. The coding region runs from base 41 to 802 and encodes 253 amino acids. Lineage: Eukaryota; Fungi; Ascomycota; Eurotiomycetes; Eurotiales; Aspergillaceae. The record is from RefSeq and is a predicted model, not a curated record. Gene Ontology annotation, molecular function: oxidoreductase activity, acting on NAD(P)H, oxygen as acceptor. Gene Ontology annotation, cellular component: intracellular anatomical structure.
CUCAUCCCCAAACCUGUUCUCAUAAACUCGAUCUCGCAUAAUGUCUGCCAAAACAAUUAUUGUCACCGGUGCCUCGAGAGGCAUCGGUCUCGCGAUCGCCAAGUACCUCCUCACCUCCCCUCAAUCGCACAACGUCGUCGUGAUCGCUCGGAGUGUUGAGCCCCUCCAGAAGCUGAAGGAGCAAUACACCAAGCAGGUGGAGGUGCUCAAUGGCGAUCUUACCGAUCUGUCCAUCGGCCAGAAGGCCGUCGACCUAGCCCUCAAGUCCUUCGGCCGUUUGGAUGGAAUGGUUCUGAACCAUGGUGUGCUGGGACAAGUGGGCAAGAUUGCUCAAGCAGAUCCAGAGCAGUGGAAGCACGGAUUCGACGUAAACUUCAUCAGCUUUGUUGCCUUUGUCAAAGCUGCUCUUCCAGCACUUCGUGAGACGAAGGGCAAGCUUGUCUUCACAUCUUCCGGUGCUUCCGUGUCAGCUUACAGAGGAUGGGGUCUGUAUGGAGCAACCAAGGCAGCGAUGAACCAUCUUGCGCUUACCUUGGGCGAGGAAGAGCCUGACGUUACGACGAUCUCGAUUCGGCCCGGAAUGGUUGAUACCGAAAUGCAGCGCGAGCUGCGAGAAGACCAUGCUACAACACUGGAACCCCAGGUCCACUCCAAGUUUACUACGGUUCACAAGGAUGGAAAACUCCUCAAGCCGGAACAGCCUGGCCAUGUCAUGGCCAAGUUGGUGCUUGAUGGCCCCAAGGACUUGUCGGGUAAAUUUCUAUCGUGGAAUGACAAGGCUCUCGAUGCCUUUCAGGCAUAAAUUACAACCUAUCAGCUUAAUAGACAGUUAGCAUAAACCGCCUUUCGAGAAAAUGAUACAUAUAGAACAGUAAAUUGGGGUAGUA